Molecule: messenger RNA, 1416 nt
Organism: Microsporum canis CBS 113480
Lineage: Eukaryota; Fungi; Ascomycota; Eurotiomycetes; Onygenales; Arthrodermataceae
Exons: 1
Coding region: 1-1416 (471 amino acids)
Molecular function (GO): oxidoreductase activity
Source: RefSeq, a predicted model, not a curated record
AUGGAAACCACAUUUUGUGACCGGGAUGGCUUGCGCACGAAGUUUUCCAAAGCCAUGUCAGAUAUGUACAUGCAGGAAGUACCCUCGUAUGCGGACCUGAUCGAUAUUGUGACAGAGGUUAAUACCAGAAUUAUAUCUCAAGUUUCACCGAAUACAAAAUCAGAAAGUGAUUUUCCUGAUACUCAAAAUAUCUAUAGGUUAACACUCGAGCGGCAUGGAGCAAUUCGACUUGGAACACCCUUUGAGCUUUCAACAAUUCGGCGAUUGUUCGCACAAUUCGACAUGUACCCCGUGGGUUACUAUGACCUUAGUAUUGCAGGGCUGCCCCUACAUGCAACCGCAUUCAGACCCAUUGAUGUUGAAGCACUGGAAAGAAACCCAUUCCGAGUUUUCACAACAUUGCUCAGGCCUGACUUACUAAGGAAAGAAGCUCGAGAUUUGUCUAGAGAGAUACUGGAGAAACGCAAUAUUUUCCCCCAUCGACUCCUAGAUCUCCUCGAGGACGCUGAAAGGAAAGGCGGUGUUGAGGUUGGUCUAGUGGACGAUUUUAUCAAGGAGACAUUGGAGGUAUUUCGAUGGCAUGAAACCGCCACAACAAGCUAUGACGAAUAUUUGCAACUCAAGGAAGAGCAUCCCCUUUUGGCGGACAUUGCAUCCUUCCGGAGUGCCCAUAUCAACCACCUCACGCCAAGGACACUUGAUAUUGAUCAAGCACAAGAGGCCAUGAGCUUACGCGGAUUGAAGGUGAAGGAACGGAUAGAAGGGCCUCCUCCUAGGAAGUAUGCUAUCCUCCUCAGACAAACAAGUUUCAAAGCCAUCCAUGAGAAUGUGAGCUUCCGAUCCCCCCGAAACGGGGUAGUGCAAGGUAUCCACACAGCCAGAUUCGGCGAGAUAGAGCAAAGGGGCGCUGCGUUGACUUUCAAAGGUCGACAGUUGUACGAUGAGCUUCUUAUGGAGGUCAACGCUAAAGCGGGCAGCGUGAGAGCUGAUGCAGCAGUUUAUAAUCAAGUGCUGAGAGAUGAGUUUGCUGCAUUUCCAGACGAUAAGGAUACUCUUCGUGAACAAGGUCUUAUAUUUUGUUCCUAUAAGCCGACCGAAAAGGCCCUCGACCUGAUAUCGAAUAACAUAACAAUGUUCCAAACAUCGAUUAGUGAGCUGCUUGAUCAAGGUCUUGUCGAUUUUGAGCCAUUAACAUAUGAAGAUUUCCUCCCUUUCUCUGCCGCCGGCAUAUUCAGAUCAAAUCUGGGCGAGGCUGGUAACGAGAAUCCGAGUGUAAAGUCCGGACCAGAUAAAAAGGGCUUUGAAGUGUGUCUGGGUAGCAAAACGCUUAAUAGCAUGGAGCUGUAUUCGAAAGUCCAGCAGAGUAGCUUGGAUUAUUGCUCGCGUGUUUUGAAACUUGAGAAUAUCAGCUUGUAG